AUGGCAACAGCAAACAUCAGAGUACAAUGUUCUAUCUGUAAUAAAGAAAAUACGACAUAUAUUUGUCGUGGAUGUUCAAAAGAUUUUUGUUUUCAACAUUUAACAGAACAUCGACAAAUUCUUCAUAGACAGUUAGAUGAAAUUAUUAAUGAUCACGAUCAAUUUCAACAAACAAUUAUUCAACAAAAACAAAAUCCGUUAAAUUCUCUUUUAAUUCAACAAAUUAAUGAAUGGGAAAAAAAUUCUAUUGAGAAAAUUCAACAAACAGCAGAAGAAUGUCGAGAAACAGUGAUGAAUUUGACACAAAAGUUGCUCAAUGAUGUCGAAAAAAAGUUUAUUGAAUUAUCUAAGAAAUUAAAAGAAAUUCGUGAAGAAAAUGAAUUUAAUGAAAUUGAUUUAAAUAAUUUUCAAUUAAAAUUAACACGAAUUACAGAAGAACUUCUCACACCAGCAAAUAUUUCGAUUGAAGGAGAUUCACAAGAAUUUAUCAAGAAAAUUUCAAUUACUUCAUCGUUCGAAGAAAUUGAAACAAAAAAGAAUCAGUUUCAGCAAUUUGCAAUUACCGUUGCUGGAGGAAAUAGAUAUGGACAGGAAUUAAAUCAACUCAAUCGUCCUGAAGGGAUCUUUAUUGACAAUGACAAAUCAAUUUAUAUUGCUGAUUAUGGGAAUCACCGUAUUGUUAAAUGGGAAUUGAAUUCAAAUCAAGGUCAAAUCAUUGUAGGUGAAAAUGGAAGAGGAAAUAAAAAUAAUCAAUUGAACUAUCCAGCAGAUAUAAUUUUUGAUAAAGAAAAUAAUUCUUUUAUUAUUUCUGAUCGUGGAAACAGCCGAGUAGUUCGAUAUUUUGAUAAUAAUCAAACAAAUCAACAAAUUCUUAUUUCAAAUAUUAAUUGUUGGGGUCUAACAAUUGAUAAAAAUGGAUUUAUUUAUGUUUCUGAUUAUGCGAAUAAUGAAGUAAGACGAUGGAAACAAGGAGAUGAAGAAGGUGAAUUAGUUGCAGGUGGGAAUGGUAAAGGAAAUCAUCUUAAUCAACUCAAUUAUCCUACUUUCAUCUUUAUUGAUGAAGACUAUUCUCUUUAUAUAUCAGAUCGUGACAAUCAUCGUGUAGUGAAAUGGAACAAAGAUGCUAAAGAAGGAAUUAUUGUUGCUGGUGGAAAUGAUCAAGGAAAUAGUCUCAAACAACUGUCUCGUCCUCGUGGAGUGAUUGUUGAUCAUUUAGGUCAAAUCUAUGUGGCAGAUUUUGGGAACCAUCGAAUAAUGCGUUGGUGCGAAGGAGAUAAAGAGGGUGAAACUGUUGUUAGUGGGAAUGGAAUAGGAAAUCAACCAAAUCAAUUAAAUGGUCCCACCGGUCUAUCAUUUGAUAACGAAGAAAAUCUUUAUGUUGCUGAUAAAGACAAUCAUCGAAUUCAAAAAUACGAAAAAGUUUCAGAUUAA
Adineta steineri is the source of this 1431-nucleotide messenger RNA. Lineage: Eukaryota; Metazoa; Rotifera; Eurotatoria; Adinetida; Adinetidae. The record is from the annotation of a GenBank genome assembly.